Messenger RNA from Zea mays, 4210 nucleotides. Its product is annotated as DNA polymerase I A, chloroplastic. Gene Ontology annotation, molecular function: DNA binding; 3'-5' exonuclease activity; DNA-directed DNA polymerase activity. Gene Ontology annotation, biological process: double-strand break repair; DNA-templated DNA replication. The transcript has 12 exons. Lineage: Eukaryota; Viridiplantae; Streptophyta; Magnoliopsida; Poales; Poaceae. The coding region runs from base 778 to 3708 and encodes 976 amino acids. The record is from RefSeq and is a predicted model, not a curated record.
AGGCAGUAGCCGCUUAAACCCUCGUCCCCCUUUCCUCCUCUUCCCCCAAACCCCGCUCUCCUCCGCCGGUCCGCCCCCGCCAUCGCCUGCACUCCCCCGGCCUCCACAAUAAGCCGCAUCUUGCAUCACACCGACGCCCUAAUGCUCUCGCCGGCCUCCUCUCGCUAGGCCGCGCCGCGGACGAGCGUCCCCUGCACCUGCACACCCGCGCGACCGUGCUCGCGCCUGCUCCGCGAGAAAACGGCGCCCCUCGGUUUCUGCUUGUCCUUGUCCGCCGGCGGCGCUGCGGGGAGGAGAGGAGCCGGGUACAACCUGAGGCGGUCCGCACGGUCGAUGGUGGCGGCGCAGGUGACGCCGGCGCCACUGCUGCGGCGCCACGGCUCGGCGCCCCCGUGGCUGUCGUCGUCGCCGCCCUUCCUCCUUCGCCGCCGCGCCUCGUCGCCCUUCUCCCUGCACCGCCGCGCCUCGCCGCCACUGGCGAUUUCCGGGUGCAGGAGGUAGUCGCCGCGGUGCCGAAUCACUCUUAUUUCCUGUCGACUCAACCGAUGUUCGUUGUGGCCUUCGGAGGCCGUUGAAUCCUCUUCGGGCUACGUGGAACGGACGUUCUCUAGGCGGUGCUGAGUUGUGUGCCUGUGCUGGGUCGGGAGUGAUGUUCGUAUUGUUCUGGGCGCAGAGUGAGUCACUACGUGGAUUUGCGUCUCGGGAGCUCUUCUAUUUCAUUUCCAACUAAUUAGCUCCAUGUAUUGACCUCUGCAGGACUAUUCCCAUUGCUCAGAUAUGGCUGUUCGAGGAAGCAGUGCUUUCAAGCUACGUUUCUAUCCCAACUUAGAAGUACAAAAUAUUGCACAAGAAUGGGUUAAAGAGAGCCGGAGGCUGUUCUAUCUAAGAACUGCCAACAAUGUCACAAAUAACAUCUAUAAGGGAAACACUCCUCUAUGGACUGGAAUGGUACAAAAUGAACUCUCUGAAGAUUGCAGGGGUUUGAACUACACUUAUUUGAAUAAUUUGAGGGAACGCGUAUCGUCCAAAUCAAUUGUAAAUAGACAUGGUAAUAACCGAGAACUGAUCGGGCAUAGUACGAUAAAUCAGCAUGUGAAAUCAGUGCCAGCUCCAGUACGUGUUGUUAAUGAUAGUGUCAAGUGUUUCAGCAUGCCUAGAGCCUCUAAGGUGGAGAUUCCUUGGCCUGCCUAUUCACCAGCGGAGGAUCCUUUGCUUGAUAAAUCUAAUACAGAGGUAAUUUUGGAGCUUGAGGAUAAAGUUCAUGAUGGUGAUGACAAAAAGAAAAAAACUGUUGUAAAAAAGGUGGUUUCACCUUUCCCAACUAAAGCGGCCUUCUCUGAGGAAUCUUUGAAAGCACGGGAGGCACUUGCUAGCAUCUACGACAAAGUUUUGGUAGUUGACGAUAUCGAGUCAGCUAGGAACAUUGUUAAACUGCUCACUACAAAGUACAAGAGCUUUAUUCAUGCAUGUGACACAGAGGUAGCAAAUAUUAAUGCCAAAGAAGAGACACCAGUUGGUCAUGGAGAAGUAAUAUGCUUUAGCAUCUAUUCAGCAAAUUCUGAUGUACAGGCAGCUGAUUUUGGAAAUGGCAAAACUUGCAUUUGGGUUGAUGUUCUAGAUGGUGGAAGGGGUGUCCUGAUGGAGUUUGCUCCUUUCUUUGAAGAUUCAUCGAUCAAGAAGGUUUGGCAUAACUAUAGUUUUGAUAGCCAUGUCAUUGAGAAUUAUGGAAUCAAAAUUGCUGGGUUUCAUGCUGAUACAAUGCAUCUUGCACGCCUUUGGGAUUCAUCAAGGAAAAUUGAUGGUGGAUAUUCACUUGAAGGACUUACAAAUGACCGUAGAGUCAUGGAUACUGUUCCAGAGGAUUUACCUAAGCCUGGAAAGACAUCAAUGAAAACCAUCUUUGGCAGGAAAAAUAUUAGAAAAGAUGGAUCUGAAGGGAAAGUUGUAUCUGUUGAGCCAGUCAAGAAGUUACAAAGGGAAGACAGAGAGUUAUGGAUUUGUUAUUCUUCUCUAGAUUCCAUGAGCACAUUGAGACUUUAUGACAGCUUAAAAAGCAAGCUUACAACAAGGAGAUGGAUCUUGGAUGGUUGUCCUAGGGGCACCAUGUAUGAUUUCUAUGAACAGUACUGGCGUCCUUUUGGUGCCCUACUUGUGAAAAUGGAGACAGAGGGAAUGCUUGUUGACCGUGGUUACCUUUCAGAGAUAGAAAAGGCUGCUAUUGCUGAACGGAAACUUGCUGCAGAUAAGUUUCGGAAAUGGGCAUCUAAAUAUUGUCCUGAUGCCAAGUACAUGAAUGUGAAUAGCGAUAUUCAAAUUCGCCAACUUCUCUUUGGUGGCAUUGAAAAUAGACACAAAUCUGGUGAAACUUGGCCACAUAGUAAAACUUUUAAAGUGCUAAAUGAAGAAAGUGUUGCUACAGAGGGUAAGAAGACGUCAAAGUAUCGUACAAUCAAACUUUGCAGUAUUGUUGAAGAUCUGAAAAUCGAUAUGUUCACCCCGAGUGGCUGGCCAACAGUCAGCGGGGAUGCAUUGAGAAGUUUGGCUGGUAAAAUACCUACAGAAUAUAUUUACACAAUAGAUGAUAUUCAAGAUGAUGAUGAAUAUACCAGUGGUUCAGAAAACCCAGAUGGGAAUUCCUCUUAUGGAACAGCAUAUGAAGCAUUUGGUGGAGGAAAGAAUGGAAAAGAAGCAUGCCAUGCAAUUGCAGCUUUAUGUGAAAUAUGUUCUAUUGAUUCUUUGAUAUCCAAUUUCAUUCUUCCGUUGCAGGGAGAUCACAUAUCAUGUGCAGAGGGGCGCAUUCACUGUUCAUUGAAUAUCAAUACUGAGACAGGGCGCUUGUCAGCAAGAACACCAAAUCUACAGAACCAACCUGCCCUUGAGAAGGAUAGGUAUAGGAUUCGCCAAGCUUUUGUUGCAGCCCCGGGAAAUUCUCUUAUCGUUGCAGAUUAUGGUCAGCUGGAGCUUAGGAUUUUAGCUCACCUUACUAAUUGUAAAAGCAUGCUGCAUGCUUUCAAGGCGGGUGGUGAUUUCCAUUCUAGGACAGCCAUGAAUAUGUAUCAGCAUAUCCGUGAUGCUGUCCAAGAAAAGAAAGUUCUUCUUGAGUGGCACCCUCAACCUGGUCAAGAGAAACCUCCAGUGCCGCUAUUGAAGGAUGCUUUUGGCGCUGAGAGGAGGAAAGCUAAAAUGCUUAAUUUUUCCAUUGCUUAUGGAAAGACAGCUGUUGGGCUAUCCCGGGACUGGAAGGUUUCUGUUAAAGAGGCAAGAGAUACACUGAAGCUCUGGUACAGGGAUAGAAAAGAAGUGUUAGCUUGGCAAAAAAGUCAGAAGAAGCUUGCAAGCGAGAAGGGUGAAGUCUACACUUUGCUUGGGCGGUCGCGCCAUUUUCCUUACCUGACUCAGUAUGGUCCUGGCCAACGAGGUCAUAUUGAGCGUGCUGCUAUAAAUGCACCAGUGCAGGGAAGUGCAGCAGAUGUUGCUAUGUGUGCCAUGCUUGAGAUCGAAAGGAAUGUCCGCCUUAAGGAGCUUGGUUGGAGGCUCUUAUUGCAGGUGCAUGAUGAAGUGAUACUGGAAGGGCCUUCAGAGUCUGCUGAGGUGGCCAAGGCUAUAGUGGUGGAGUGUAUGUCCAAACCUUUCUACGGAACCAACAUCUUGAACGUCGACCUGGCUGUCGACGCCAAGUGUGCAAAGAGCUGGUAUGCUGCCAAAUAGACUGAGGAGACGCUGUCACCUGCCACAAGGUUGAUGACACCAGUGCAAUCGAGACCCCACUGUUCGGAUAAAAAAUGGUGGACCCGUCGUCAUGCAGACUGCGGUUCCAGGACCUUGAGUUUGUUGUGGUGGUAACCCAGGCCCUGACAAGACAACACGCCCAUUUCUUGGCUGCAGCAGAACAGCGGAAGACACGGAGGACUCUGCUGCCAGCACCUGGAGUUGCGCGGUGCCAAAGCAUACCAGACAGAAUUCGAGAUGGCUUGGAUCUCGAGUGAACUAGCGCGGUGCCAAAGCAUGCUGUUUUGUUCAUAAUCUCACUUGUUCAGCGUGCUGGUGCGUUAGGUUAGUUUACAGAUUUGUUCUGGUGCAGUGAGGCCAAUUAUGGUCCCUGCGGUUGGUAUCGAUCUUGGAUUGUGCAUUGCAUGUAGUACCAUACUGCAUCUACACUGGGACCAUUUUUCAGAUAACAGAAACAUUCAGCUUCAUCCUCGAAAGAGAA